Messenger RNA from Macrobrachium nipponense, 1167 nucleotides. RefSeq lists its product as uncharacterized. The coding region runs from base 1 to 1167 and encodes 388 amino acids. The record is from RefSeq and is a predicted model, not a curated record. NCBI's taxonomy places the organism in Eukaryota, Metazoa, Arthropoda, Malacostraca, Decapoda, Palaemonidae. The transcript has 2 exons.
AUGAUCAUGAGAGCUGACAAAGGAGGAGCUACAGUAGUCAUGAACACAAGAGAUUAUUUGGAGAAAGCUUAUGCCCUUUUAAAUGAUACCCAGACUUAUCUCACACUGCGGUCCCCGCCCAUUGCCACCAAAAUGCAACAAGAAUUUAAUAGAAAACUUAGAAAAAUAGCCAAUACCCUUUCUGAUCCUCUGCACAAAGAAUUAGUCUUAUCAAAAAUCUCUUCAAGAUCCCCUAGUGUACCUUACUUUUAUGGUGUUCCUAAGGUUCACAAACCUGGGUGCCCCCUUAGGCCUAUUAUUGCUGCUUGUGGUUCACCGCAAAACACAUUAGCAGAGUGGUUGGCUCAGGUUCUUAGUCAGUUUCUUGGCACGUUCUCAAGUGCUCAUUUACAGCAUUCAUUCCAGUUUAUACAGCGGGUCAAAGAUAGUAAUUGGGUAGAUGGGAGGAUGGCGAGUUUAGAUGUUACGGCAUUAUUUACCAACGUUCCAUUAGAUUAUGUGAUCACAAAGUUACAGGAAGAACAUGAUCAAGGUAAUGUGACUUUCCCCAUUCCCGCGGAGCAGUUUUUCUCCCUUAUCAGAUUAUGUGUCUCGUCCACUGUAUUCCAGUUCAAUAAUCAGGGAUUUGCUCAAAAAGAAGGUGUAGCCAUGGGUUCUCCUCUGACCCCUGUCCUCGCUAACAUUUGCAUGGAGUUUGUGGAAAAAGAAAUUUUAAACAGGUGUGAUGAAGAAACGAAACCAGUUUUAUGGGCGAGAUAUGUGGAUGACAUUUUUAUCAUUUUUAAAGGCACCGAUGAAAAGCUUAAGAAACUAGUAGAAAUAGCAAAUAGCAUUUUACCAUCAAUUAAGUUCACAACAGAAGUAGAAGUGGAUUCUAAAUUACCGUUUUUAGAUGUUUUAGUGUACAGGGACUGUAAUAGGCAGAGCUCCACUUUGGUCGUUAGUUUCGGUCGUUCUUUCCUGGUGCCAAUUAUUUAUGGAGUCCCGCGUUUGGCGUUUGACCAUGCGAUUUGCAAAGUUAUUGUUGAUGAGGACUUGUGUAGACUUUUCGAUCUCCCUGGUGGUUUCUCUCCAUGUAGAGCAGUGUGUACGGGCGCGGCAGACGAAGGCAUCUACCACAGAUCUUUUAUACCUGUCUGGGCACUCGCUGGACCCAUUACGUCAUAG